Molecule: messenger RNA, 2113 nt
Organism: Otolemur garnettii (small-eared galago)
Lineage: Eukaryota; Metazoa; Chordata; Mammalia; Primates; Galagidae
Gene: IQCB1
Product: IQ motif containing B1
Exons: 13
Biological process (GO): cilium assembly
Cellular component (GO): cilium
Molecular function (GO): calmodulin binding
Source: RefSeq, a predicted model, not a curated record
GAAGCGGCAAGAAUCAAGGCUGAGGCCGGACCUGUUUGCUUUGGCGACAGGGUGAUACGAGAAAUGAAGCCAACAGGUACAGACCCAAGGAUCUUAGCUUUAGCUGCUGAAGUUGCAAAAAGUCCUGAGCAAAAUGUCCCUGUUAUACUGCUGAAGUUAAAAGAAAUAAUAAACACCAUACCUUUAGGAAGCUCAGAGUUGAAGAAAAUUAAACAAGAUAUAUAUUGUUACGACCUUAUUCAGUAUUGCCUCUUGGUCCUCAGUCAAGAUUGUUCUCGAAUCCAGGGUGGUUGGACUACAAUAUCCCAGCUUACACAGAUAUUAAGCCAUUGCUGUGUGGGCUUGGAUCCAGGAGAAGAUGCAGAGGAAUUUUACAAUGAAUUACUUCCAUCAGCUGUAGAAAAUUUUUUAGUACUAGGGAGACGAUUACAAACAUGUUUUAUAAAUGCGGCUAAGGCUGAAGAAAAAGAUGAAUUGCUACACUUCUUCCAAAUUGUGACUGAUUCUCUCUUCUGGCUAUUGGGCGGCCAUGUUCAACUAAUACAGAAUGUAUUAUACAAUGGUCAUUUCUUGCAUUUACUACAAACUGAUAAUCAGAUAGACUCUACAGUCAUGGCUAUGCUACAGAACAUACUACAGCUGAAUAGUGGUGAUUUACUCAGAAUUGAAGGAAAAACCCUGCAUUCAAUUCUGAAUGAAAUUGUUUUCAAGCUUUUAUCAACUAGUCCAGUCAUGAGAAGUACUGCUACAAAACUCCUACUAUUAAUGGUGGAAUCCCAUCAAGACAUUUUGAUUUUACUGAGACUAAGUGCCUGCUACAAAGGACUCAGAAGUCUACUAAAAAAACAGGAAACUAAGACAGAAUUUAGUCAAGAACUUAAACAGCUCAUUGAACUUUUAAGCCCUAAGGCCUAUCAAGAAGAAGAGGAACAGCAGAAACUACAUCAAGCAGCUUGCUUGAUUCAAGCUUAUUGGAAGGGUUUUCAGACUAGAAAGAGAUUAAAGAAGCUUACAUCUGCUGUGAUUGCUUUGCAGAGGAGUUUCAGGUAAAAAAAGAAAUUGCAUCACAGUGAGUAUGUUGUGAUAGUGGGUGUCGUCUUUUUAGGUCAGGUUGAAAAACACAACCAGGAAAUAGAAGAGAAAUCGGCAUUGAUUAUCCAGAAGCAUUGGAGAGGGUACAAGGAAAGGAAAAAUUUUCACCACCAGAGGCCAUCUCUCAUGGAGUAUAAAGCAGCUGUCACACUUCAAAGAGCAGUGCUUAAAUUCCUAGCAAAAUGUCGUAAGAAAAAGAAACCAUUUAUUCCUUGGCAAGGACUCCAAGAACUCACUGAUGCACGUAGAGUUGAACUGAAGCAACAAGUGGAUGACUAUGUCAAAAAGCAUCCAGGCUCUCAGUUGUCAGAUGUGGCCAGCAGGGAGCUCCAUGCCCACGCUCAGGAACGACUGCAACACUACUUCAUGGGCAGGGCCCUAGAAGAGAGAGCCCAACAGCACAGAGAGGCUUUGAUGGCUCAGAUCAGCACCAAUAUCGAACAACUAAUGAAGGCACCAAGUCUGAAGGAGGCAGAAGGGAAAGAACCUGAGCUCUUCCUAAGUAGAUCCAGGCCUGUGGCAGCCAAGGCCAAGGAGGCCCAUCACACCACCCUGAAGCAUAUACAGGCACCUUGGUGGAAGAAGCUUGGGGAAGAACCAGGAGAUGAGAUUGAUGUUCCAAAGGAUGAGCUUAGUGUAGAAUUAGGAACUUUAUUCAUUGGUGGAACGAAACCACCUUAGAAAGUUACCCUGAGAGCUAACAGGAAUCUUUUAUUUCAGGAGAUUGUAUUGGUUCUACCUCUGGCAUGCUGAUAGACUACCACUAUCCAAACUUAUGAUUUUCUGGACAUUCCUUUCCAAAUAAGAUUUGUCGUAAACAGAGUUAUCUUCUGCCUCUCUCUGAAUUCUCUUUUUCUUUUCUCCACAACCCCGUCUCUGGCCACACACAUAGAUUUAUGUGGCUUUUAUUAUGGAGCUAAACUCAGCAUGGCAUUCUGUUUGUACAAGAUGUGAUAUUUCUUUCAUUUCUACUGUUUCCAACUAAAGGUUUUGUCUAAAUAAAUAUUUUCAAUAAUUGAUU